Messenger RNA from Pseudomassariella vexata, 681 nucleotides. Its product is annotated as tyrosine phosphatase family-domain-containing protein. Gene Ontology annotation, molecular function: phosphatase activity; inositol diphosphate tetrakisphosphate diphosphatase activity. Bases 1 to 681 code for a protein of 226 amino acids. Gene Ontology annotation, cellular component: cytoplasm. The transcript has a single exon. The record is from RefSeq and is a predicted model, not a curated record. Lineage: Eukaryota; Fungi; Ascomycota; Sordariomycetes; Amphisphaeriales; Pseudomassariaceae. Gene Ontology annotation, biological process: dephosphorylation.
AUGGACACGCCAGGGUUCGUCCUGCAAGAUGUCUACCACUCCGCAAGAGAUGUCGUCAGAAUCGAACGACCACUCGCUACCCCGUUGACGCUGCCUGACAACUUCGGGUGUGUUCUUCCCGGCGUUUUCAGAAGUGCAUUUCCUCAAACGCAGGACUAUGCGUUCCUUCGCGGCCUCAAGCUCAAGACGAUUGUCACCCUCGUCAAUAAGGACUUACCGGAAGGAUUCGCAGCUUUCAUGAAGGGCAGCGGUAUCAAGCACCAAAUCUUCAGCAUGGAGGGAACGAAGAAAGCAGAUAUCCCACUGUCGAUGAUGCUGAAUAUCGUCAGUUUGGUGACGGACCGAAGAAACUGCCCCCUUCUCAUCCACUGUAAUCAUGGCAGACACAGAACCGGUUGCGCUGUCGCCGUUGUUCGCAAAUUCAACGGUUGGGACACGGCAUCUAUCCUCAAUGAGUACGCCAAGUAUGCCGCACCGAAGCCCAGAGAGGCUGACGUGGCUUACAUCAGCAAUUUCAAGCUGAAGAAUCUGCGACAUGUUGUUGCCCGGAAGGUCAAGGAGCCGGAGAUGGGCUUCAGACACUUUUUGUUCCUGUUCUCGAUCACGAUUUUUGGCAUUUUCAUCUGGCUGGUAACCCUCAAGAACCUGAAGAUCCGCCAAGCUCGCAAGGAGGAGUCUUGA